Eutrema salsugineum is the source of this 639-nucleotide messenger RNA. Its product is annotated as MICOS complex subunit Mic10. The coding region runs from base 100 to 390 and encodes 96 amino acids. NCBI's taxonomy places the organism in Eukaryota, Viridiplantae, Streptophyta, Magnoliopsida, Brassicales, Brassicaceae. The transcript is spliced from 3 exons. Gene Ontology annotation, cellular component: mitochondrion; MICOS complex; mitochondrial inner membrane. The record is from RefSeq and is a predicted model, not a curated record.
GACUCAUUGAGAUCGAAAUUAGGCGAAAAGUGAAUUGCGGAAGAACAAUAAGAAGGAAAUUUCUGAGAAAUCGAAAUCGGAAAGUAUUGGAGUCACGAAAUGGAGAAGAAGAGUAAUAGCGAGUCCGAUGUCAACGCCAAAUGGGACACCUGUCUCGAUCUCACUGCCCGUCGUGUCGUCUACUCUUCCCUCGGCGGCGCAUUCGCCGGUCUUCUCUUCUUCAGGAGUCCUGUUACAAGAUGGGCGUCGAUUGCUUUUGGUGCCGGAAUCGGUAUUGGCUCUGCAUACGCAGAUUGUUCUCGUGUAUUUAAUACAUCGUCUUCAACGUCAGCCACUUUAUUAGCUCCCAAGAGUACAGAGACUUCUGUAUCUCAGGCAGCGGAAGAGUAAGACAACGAGGGAAGUUGAGGAUAAACCCAAAGAUUGACGUGUGUUUAAUACAAGAGUUGUUUACAUUGUUAUGAAAAUGGUUGCUGAUCUUGCAGGACAUGGCUUUUGAGAUGUAUAUGCCAUUGUCAAACCUUUUGCUUUUGCAGUGGUUUUGUACACACUGAUGUCAAAAAAAUGUUAUUUUUACUUCUUUUCGGAAAAAUCUUAUUAUUCCCCCGCUUAUGCAGUUGUGCUAAUGGAGAAUUCUCG